Molecule: messenger RNA, 1065 nt
Organism: Prosopis cineraria
Lineage: Eukaryota; Viridiplantae; Streptophyta; Magnoliopsida; Fabales; Fabaceae
Product: homologous-pairing protein 2 homolog
Exons: 6
Coding region: 93-773 (226 amino acids)
Biological process (GO): meiotic joint molecule formation; meiotic strand invasion involved in reciprocal meiotic recombination; homologous chromosome pairing at meiosis
Cellular component (GO): condensed nuclear chromosome; DNA recombinase auxiliary factor complex
Molecular function (GO): double-stranded DNA binding; recombinase activator activity
Source: RefSeq, a predicted model, not a curated record
UUUUUUUUUUUUUUGGGGGCCAGAACGAUCCUCGCGCUUGAUAAAGGACGGAUUCGGGAAUUUUUCCCGCCCAUUUUCUUGUGUUGCAAAUCAUGCCUCCGAAGUCCGAUAAUUCUGAGGCCAUCGUAUUUAACUUCGUGAAUGAGCAAAAUAGGCCGUUAAACGCUCAAAAUGUGGCCGACGCAUUGCAGAAGUUCAACCUCAAGAAGUCGGUCGUACAGAAAGCACUUGAUGCUCUUGCUGACAGUGGUCGAAUUUCAUUCAAGGAGUAUGGUAAGCAGAAGAUAUACCUUGCCCGGCAAGAUCAAUUCAGUAUUCCAAAUAAUGAAGAGCUGAAUAAGAUGAAGGAACAGAAUGCCGACCUGCAAAAACAGCUAGAAGAACAGAAAAAGGCUAUUGGCAAGAUUGAAGGAGAAAUCAAAACAUUGCAAUCAAAUUUAACACUGGAACAAAUCCGUGGAAGAGAAGCAAAACUGAGAAAUGAGAUUGAAGAAAUGGAGAACAAACUGGCUAAGUUGCGUGGAGGUGUAACUCUGGUGAAUCCAGAAGAACGCAAGGCAGUUGAGGAGACCUUCUCAGAGAAAUUCAGUCAGUGGAGAAAACGAAAGAGAAUCUUCAAGGAUUUAUGGGACACCCUGACUGAGAACUCACCUAAGGAUCCCAAAGAAUUCAAGGAAGAGCUUGGACUAGAAUAUGAUGAAGAUGUCUGUGUGAAUUUGCAGUCAUAUAGUGAACUGUUGCAACGUGGUAAGAAGCGACCAAGGGGGCAGUAAAAUAUAUACACACAGAUACCAGAAUUCUAUCCUUGCCUUUUUGACAAAUUAGGGGCAUUAAUUCUUGGUGUCUUUCCUCACAGAACAUGAUUACAUAUUACACGUAGCCUGUAUUAAGUUUAAUCCAGAUCAAGUGUUAGGUUUAUUGGCCGUCAAUUUCAAGCAUUGCUCACUGGAGCAUAGCUUCAUAAAACAGUGCAAAGUGAUUGUUUACAUUUCUCUUCAGAGCCUUACAUUAGUCUCAUGUAUAGCAUACUACUAUACGUGGAUGAUAAAGCAUUUUGCCACAUGA